Messenger RNA from Caenorhabditis elegans, 1143 nucleotides. RefSeq names its product Serpentine Receptor, class E (Epsilon) (gene F57G9.7). Bases 1 to 1068 code for a protein of 355 amino acids. Lineage: Eukaryota; Metazoa; Nematoda; Chromadorea; Rhabditida; Rhabditidae. The transcript is spliced from 6 exons. Gene Ontology annotation, biological process: sensory perception of chemical stimulus. The record is from RefSeq and is marked reviewed. Gene Ontology annotation, cellular component: membrane.
AUGUACAUAAGUGUAAAUGGUUCAGAAGCUCGAUUCAUUGCACUUUUCUAUGUUAAAGCCUAUCAGAGCCAAUGUCCAUUUGAAUGGCUUUAUACGAUUUUUCAGAUUUUGGAAAUAUUGCUAGUUGUUGUGGCGGGAGUAUUGAAUAUGUACACUGUCUACAUGGCUCUACAUACCCAAUCUUUCCACAUAAAUAUAACACUCAUAUACACGGUUUUCAUGUUCCACUGGUUCGAGCUCAUCAUCUCCCGGUUCUUUCUAUUUCCUUAUCAAGAAGCAAUUUUUCCACUCCAAAUCCAAAACUCUAAUAGUCUGAUUGUAAAUACUUUUGAUGAUAUUAUUGUUCCUAUCUCAAGUCCCCAAACAAAUUUAUCACUAAUGUUGGGAGCGGGGCUCCGUGGUCGUUGGAUGCUUCUGGUAUGCUUUGCGAUUCCGUGCAUAGCUGUUGAGAGGAGCUUUGCCACGUUGCUUGUCAGAGAUUACGAACAAAAAUCCCGUGUCUACAUCUCAAUCAGCUUAAUCAUUUUUUCCGAACUUUUUGCCACAAUUGCAGUCUAUGCAGUUGUAUUUCAAAUUGUUGGAGUUUUAUUUCUUGCAUUAACUGCCACAAUUUUGCAGCUUUGCUCCUUUGGUAUAAUUCAAGCGAUUAAGCAAAAGACCAAGUAUUUCGAGAAAAAAUGCGAGAGAAAUGUCAACUUUUACACUUUGUCUGUCAAAUUUCAGCUGACUGAGAAUGUGCAAUCUUUUAAGUUACUACACGUACUUGUCAUCGAAGUUGCCAUAAUGAUAACUACCGUAUCCAUCACAAUUCUUCUCGGCGAUUUGGGUUGGAUUUCGCCGGAUCAUACGGUUUUUGUGUUUUACGUAAUGGAAAAGUUUAUACAUAUCAAUCCAUUAUUCAUAUGCUCUGCGGUAUUCUACAUGAAACCCCGUUGGCUCAAAAGUCUGCUACAAUUGGUUCCCGGCAGAUUGGCACGCCGUACUCAUGCAGUUGAAUUUUCUGAAACUGAGAAAAUAAGGGAAUCGGAAGCUGAUGCACAUUUCGAGCAGUUGAGAAAGUUGUGGUGAUUUUGACAUUUUUUUGUUGUAUAUUUUAUUUUUAUUUUUAUUUUUAUUUUUUCAUAAACUUGUUUUUUAUCCAAA